Messenger RNA from Meloidogyne enterolobii, 1569 nucleotides. Lineage: Eukaryota; Metazoa; Nematoda; Chromadorea; Rhabditida; Meloidogynidae. The record is from the annotation of a GenBank genome assembly.
AUGUCAGGAUUGCGUAAGGAAUUCAACUAUACUGAUAAAGAAAUUUUGUCAAUGAUGAUGGAAUUAAAGGUUACACAUACUAUUAAUUUGGUAGAACUUAGAAGAGCAUUUUUUAAGCAAAUAAAAGCUCAUCAUUCGGAUAAAGGUGGCGCUGUUCAAAAAGCACAGAUUAUAACUCAAGCCUAUCGUGUUUUAAAGCAAUAUGUGGAGGCCGGAAUAAUGCUGCCUAAAGCUACUCAAAAUGGCUUUCAUCAGCCUUCAACAUCUGCUGAUUUUGGGGGAAGGAGUGGCUGCAGACCAAAUCAAUCAGCUCCUCGAGCCGCCCCAGAUGGAUUUGAAGAUUUUGGGGAUUUUCAGGACGUAAAAUCUAAGCGAAGGAAAAAAUUUGGAGGAAUGAGUAAUGGCAAAAAUAACCAACAACAGGAAAGUGAUGAUGCUAGGGAUGAGCCUUCAACUGGAGGGAAACCUAAAAAUAUUAAUAUUAAAGCACAAAAAUUUGUUAAUGGCUAUACUUAUUUAAAAGAAGAUUUUUCUACUUAUGAUGACCCAAUGGAAAGGCCAGAUCGACAAAAGGAUGGAGUUAGAAAAAUUCGUGGUGGUUUACUUCUCUAUAAGGACUUUAAUCGUGCACUUGUACUUCCAACAGAAUAUCAAGAAUUGGGAAGUACAUUUUCCGAAAAUGAUUUGGUAGAUGACCCUUCAUUUGCACCAAUUUUGGAAAAAUUACAACAAAUUGCUUGUGAUUUGCCUUCUUUAGCCGAAAAAUUGAGAAUAUUUAUUUAUAUUGCUUGGGCAUUUGAUGGAGGUGCUAUGCAAGAUGCUAAAAUUAUGUUACAAAAAGUUAAAAUCGCACCUUAUGGUACUGAUGAUGAUUCUCUUUAUGAGAUAAAAAUACCACGCCGAACAUUUGAUGACGAUGUUUUAACUACAGGCCUUCACGUUUCAGUACGUUCUGUCUCUGAUGGAAAAUUAUAUGCUAAUGCAGUUAUAGAACAAGUCAAUCCUUCAAGUCAAAGCAUUGUUCUAUUUUUUGUCGAUCCUUUACGGCUUUCUCGAAUUUUGGCGUUGAGCAAUAAUGUAAAUGUGUCAAUUAAUAGUUCUGCUUUUGUUUAUCGCUCACAACUUCGUUCAUUAGAAUGGAUAUUGGCAAAUUGUGGAAGUAGAAGAAAUAUGGAUCAAAUAAUUUAUCCUAAGCCUGAAUUUACUGAGACCCUUGAAGAGUUUCGAACGCGCAGAGCUGUUGAAUUGUUGUCAAUGCCAUUUCGAGAAGAAGCUGAUCAUAGCUAUAAUGAAGAACAAAAAAACGCCAUCUUCUCAAUUGUCAAUAAAGAACACCAUCCAUGGCCGUUUGUUUUAUUUGGACCUCCAGGAACUGGAAAAACAAUUACUUUAAUUGAAUCAAUUAGACAUUUAGUCCUUCAAUCAUCCCAAAAUCGUAUUUUGGUUUGUACUCCAAGUAAAAUGGCUGCUGAUAAUUUUGCUGAAGCUCUUUUACAACAUGACUUUUUGGAACACAAAUAUAUUUUUAGAAUGCACUCUUUAUGUUUGUUUUUUUUUUGUAUUUUUUAA